This is a messenger RNA of Paramecium tetraurelia, 3147 nucleotides long. RefSeq lists its product as uncharacterized. The record is from RefSeq and is a predicted model, not a curated record. Lineage: Eukaryota; Ciliophora; Oligohymenophorea; Peniculida; Parameciidae. The transcript is spliced from 5 exons.
AUGAGAAGAGAGAAACAAAUAAGGGUGCAAACAAUGAGUGAUGAGCAUGCAUCUCCUGUAAAACUACCAUCUGUGUAUUAGAUCAAUAAGACAAUAUAAGGAGAAGAUGGAACUGUUUUUGCAAUGAAUCAAUUAUUGAGCAGAGCAAACCUUGGGACAAGUAAUAAGACUGUUAGAACCUUAUUAAAGAUUACAAAUGAGUAGAGUGAAAGAAAGGAUUUGUAAUUAUUAUAAUAAUGGAUCGAUUCAAUGGUGCAACAAAUUCAAAAGCAGCACUUCUAUAGUAUAACAGAGUUCUAUGAUAAAAUGGAAUUGAUAUAUUCUGGUUCAAUAGGAUAACUUUGUCAACAGUUGUCUGUGAAAUGCAAUGACUAUUCUUAAUUGAUUGAUAAGAUAUGGACUCAAUUUACAGGCACUGUUAAAGAGAUUAUAGAUAAAUAGUCCAGAACAAAUCGUAAAUUGGAAAAGGAGAGUUUGGCAAACACAAUUAAGAUCCAUGAGAGAUAUUAGAACUCAAUGACUGAGAAAGUACAACGAUUGCAAGAGGCAGAAAAAUAAUUAAAACGUAAUACAGAAUACGUGGAAAAAUUGAAUAAGGAGAACAAGUAUCUACGAAAGAAGACGAAUACCUUUCAAACAUAAAUCACUAGUCUCAAUAACGAUAUUGAAUUGUUGAAAUUGCAAUUAGAGGAUUUGAAUAAAGAAAACGAAACACUUAAAUUAUUUUAAUAAGUCAGGCAUUCUACUGAGAAUCUGACAGCAGAUUACGAAGAGGAGUUAUAUAAAGCAAAGAAGGAGAUAUUCGAUGAUUUUAAAUUAGUGUUUGAAGAAUAGACUCGUAAAUUUGAAGAAGCAUAUCAUAAUAAAAUGUUAGAAUUGGAAAGAGGAAAUGAUGAUAAGGCUAAAAAAGAUGAGAAUUUAAUGGAAGAAUAUGAGGAGAUUCUCUUCAAAGAUAAAUGUGUUGGUAAUCAUAAGGACUUUACAGAUUCACAAGCAGAUACUAUAGAUUUAAUAUAAACCUAGGAUUGCUCAGUCUAAACUAUUUACUAGAAGAAAAAAAUCUUUGAAUAGGGAACUCAGACCUUACCACCUCAACAAUGUAAUUAAGCUUGUGAAGCAAAUUAUGCAAUUAUUAAAAGAGAGUGCAUUCCCAGAAAUAGUGAUGAAUAAACUUAUUUAGAAAUGUCACGAUAUCCGAUCAAAGCAUUUAUUGAUGACUACUAUCAAUUGUAUAUAGAGAAAGUUGAAAUAGAAAAGAAGACAUUUCCUGAUGUAUUUGAAAGUGUUCUCGACCAACUCAAAUUUCGAUCAUCUUAACUGUUCAACAUUAUGAAGAUGAAGGAAGAAUUCUUUGCAGAUGAUUUCUAUGAAGUAGAUUAAUACGUACAGAGUUCUUAUUCUGUUUUUGUAUUUUUAACACAUCACUUUCAAGAAAUCAUUCGUAAAUUGAAGGAUGAAUUGAUUGCUCGAAAAAUUUAGAUCUUCGAAACUCAAAUUGAUUGUAAACAAGCUGUUCGAUAAAAGAAUCAAAUUCAAAAGAGAUUAGAUAUCUUGAGUAACAAAUAUUAAUCGUAAGUCAAGAAUUACAAUUUUAUUGAAAAGCAAUUUAAAUCAGUCUCCAGAUUCAUCCCUCAAUAUCAAUAAGAUUAAAUACGUCGGAAAGCCUAAAAACAUAAAAUUCAUUUAGAAUUCCCAAAAGCAUAUUCACCUACUCCAAACCCUCUGAUUACAAGCACUAAUAAUUUGAAUCCUCCAGCACAACAGGUAUUUAUCAAUAGUUCCAUUUCUCUCUUGCCUCCUUAACACUAAAGUACAAGUCCAAACUUAUUGCUAUCUGCAAAUCCUAAGCAUUCAUUUGGGUUCUUUCCACCAAUGACUCCUUUAGAACCUUAAUAAGAUAAUAGUCUUCCUUAACGUAAUUCCUUGGUUGAAUUAAGUUAUGAUUCACCAGAACCCCCUGAAAUGCUUUCGCCUCAAAAACCCCUAAUAACAUUGAAUUGUAUUAUUUUAUUCUAUCAAGUCUUUCCUGAUAAUAAAUUCGAAGAGUCAUCAAGUUCUUCAGAAGAAGAAGUGGAUUUAUCUGAAUGUCUAAAUCCUGUAAAAAAUCUACUGUCAAUCGAAAAGAAAUUGUUUGUGUAUAGAUGUCCAAGCAAAAAUACUUAGAUCGCAACACAAACCCUAUUAUAGGAAAUUCAAUAAUUUAGAAGAGAUAAAAUAGAAAAUAUUGUUACUUAAGGUACAUUGAUAAAAACACUAUCAAAUUUUGUGUCUUGGUGUUUAAAGUUUAAUAAAUUCAAUUAUCCUAUGCAUAUCUAAUUAUAUGAGUAUUUUUCAAGUGAGAAUUAAUCAUAACCAUAAAAUGUUUGGCUAGGCAAAGUGGCAAGAGUAAUUAAGUCAAUAAUCUACUAUAAAAGAAAGAAUGAUUCAGCCAGACUAUUUCAUGCUAUGCUGGUCGGAGAUUUAAGUUUCCUGAUUUACUUAUAAAUCUUGAGCAAUAUUUAAGGCAUUAACUUCUAAGACACUGGUAUUUCAGUUCUACAAUCCUAACUGGCUGAUCAAAUUAAGAGUAUACAGAAACUGCCUCAAUAUAUUGAUUAUGAUUAGGAGAUCUCCCAUCAUCUAGGACCUAUGUAAGAUGUCAAAAUUCAGGAAUUGCUCCUAAAAUAUUCAAUUAUCUUACAAAUUUUUGCAGAAGAGGGGGAAAGAUUAACUUAGAAUUAAUUCAGGUUGCUCAUGCUUGAACUUGAUAGUAAGAAGGAAGAACAAUGUUACAUUAAUAUUUUUAAUUCUGAAUGUGAUAUUGAACAAUCUUCUAUACAAUACAUAUCUUUUUAAAGAUUUGCUGUUAUUUGUGAUGAACUUUAAUUGCUAUAGGGGUUAGAUGAUUACUUAGCUAAAAAUGAUGCCUAAUAUUUUAAGGAUUCUGAUCUAUGGAAAUUGAGGGAAAUCGAAUUAAAAUUAAUGAUGAUCAGAAGUCACAAUUACGAUGCGUCAGAAAGAGAUCUCUUUUAUAGAAUGCACAAAUUGCAUCAGCCUCCUUAACGCAUAAUAUUAGGAAGGUUCUUGGAAAGAAGAGCUAAAGAAUUAUUACUCUAGAAAUAUACAUUAGAGUGUUUGGCACCUUUUAUGUUACUUUUCGAAUCAUGA